GACGCGUGACGCAUCUCCCAGCCAGCCAGCCGCAUCUGAGGACCGCUGGGCGAAGAUGGCGGACUCGCUGUCGACGGGUCUGGGAGAGGAGAAAGAUAAGGAGACGGGUGACACGGAGCGGGACAGGAAGGCUGCCCACGCCGAGAAGAACACGAAGGGCGACGGCGUCACGGAGACGUUGGGAUUCAGCGACAAAAAUGGCGGCAGCAUGGGCAAGAAACGCAACCUGUCAGACUUGUCUCUGGUCAGAUUUAUAACUACUGAGCUCACCAGAGGCUACUUCCUGGAACACAAUGAGGCGAAAUACACGGAGCGCAGAGAGCGUGUCUACACCUGCCUCCGCAUCCCCAAGGAGCUGGAGAAGUUGAUGACAUUCGGCUUCUUCCUGUGUCUGGAUGCCUUUCUCUAUGUGUUCACACUGUUGCCCCUCAGAGUGAUUCUGGCCCUUUUACGACUCCUCACGUUGCCAUGCUGUGGCCUCGGUGGCUCCCGGCUGCUCCAGCCAGCCCAGGUGUGUGAUGUGCUGAAAGGCUUCAUCAUGGUGCUGUGUUACUCAAUGAUGAGCUACGUGGAUUACGCCAUGAUGUACCACCUCAUCCGGGGGCAGUCUGUCAUCAAAUUGUACAUCAUCUACAACAUGCUAGAGGUGGCGGAUCGCCUGUUCUCAUCAUUUGGCCAGGACAUCCUGGACGCUCUGUACUGGACAGCCACAGAACCCAAGGAGAAGAAGAGAGCACACAUAGGGGUGAUUCCUCACUUCCUCAUGGCCGUGCUCUACGUCUUUCUUCAUGCCAUCCUCAUCAUGGUUCAGGCCACAACUCUCAAUGUAGCCUUCAACUCCCACAACAAGUCUUUGCUCACCAUCAUGAUGUCAAACAACUUUGUGGAGAUCAAAGGAAGUGUGUUUAAGAAGUUCGAAAAGAACAACCUCUUCCAGAUGUCGAACAGUGAUAUAAAGGAGAGGUUCACCAACUACAUCCUCCUGCUCAUCGUUUGUCUGAGAAACAUGGAGCAGUUUUCAUGGAACCCUGACCACCUGUGGGUGCUGUUUCCCGAUGUAGUCAUGGUGAUAGCAUCAGAGGUUGCCGUGGAUGUGGUCAAGCACGCUUUCAUCACCAAAUUCAAUGACAUCAGCGCUGAUGUAUACGGUGAAUAUCGAGCCAGCCUCGCCUUUGACCUUGUCAGCAGUCGACAGAAAAAUGCUUACACAGACUACAGCGACUCAGUGUCCAGGAGAAUGGGCUUCAUCCCUCUUCCUUUAGCUCUGCUGUUGAUCAGAGUAGUGACCAGCUCAGUGAAAAUCCAGGGUUCACUCUCCUUUAUGUGUGUGUUGCUGUUUUACUUGGGGAUGAUCACUCUGAAGGUGCUGAACAGCAUCGUUCUUCUGGGGACGUCUUGUGUGUUCGUCAAAGAGGCGAAGAUGGAAGAAAAGCUCUUCGACCCGCCACCUUCUGUCGUCUCCAGCCGCGUCAACUCCAGAGCUCACCGGACCAAACACGUCCACACGUCACCGCAGCAAGCCACUGCAGACAAAGGGGGAACACCACUGGCAUCAGACAAUUCUCAGCCCAACGCCACUGCGGAGACCUCUGCCCCGACACUUCCCAAGAGCGACUCGGACACAUUCCUGACGACACCUGACGAAGAGGAUGACGACAAAAUCAUCAACGCCGACACGGGCCUGGAAGGAGACGGACUCAAAAGCAGAACUCCCAAGAAAGACUUGCUAGAGAUAGACCGCUUCACCAUCUGUGGCAACAGAAUAGACUGACCACCGUAGGAACAACCAGUCAGUGUCUUGGGAACGUGGCGAGAUUCAGGGAUGGGACACGGGUCACGGAGCGCGCUCAGAGCAGACUUCCUCUCGUGCACCUGAACCCUGGAGUAUUUAUUUAUUUAUUACUGACAAAACCAGCCAAGGCAUCAAGCUGUUACAGACAAGCACCAGAGGCUGCUUCAGAUGUUUCCAGCUGGUCCAGUCCAUUUCAGGUAGACUCAAAGGAUGUAGUCGCAGUCGUCAUUGCAACCUGCAGAAAUGGACUUUUAAUGAUAGCAAUGCAGAAAAACUCAUGUGCACAGCUGAAGCAGAGCAGGUAGAGACAUGAAACAAGACCGCACAGGUAAAAGUAGUGUGUGACCGUUGGGACGUGACAGCUGGACUGUGCAAGCGUGUGUUCAAAAGCACAAUCGUAACUUACUGCGAGGAGCUGUACGUUACUUUACGUUUUUAAAUUUUUUUUUAUUUCAAAAUAUUUUAAAAAUUAUGAUAUUUCAAAUGAAGUUUUUAUGAAAAUUCUCAGACCUUCUUCCUAAAAAUCGACCACGUUCAGCGGCGGGAUGUAGACUCGCCAUCACACAAACACAUUGAUGAAAAUCUCAAAGUCGUUUCGCAGACAGACCAACACAUUUUCAGCCAUUGUUUUAUUUUUAUUUUUUAUUAUUGAGUUAAUGUGAUGAGCCCAGAUGUUUAGAAGCUGAAGGUCAACAGGGUGGCAGCGGUGGGCAUUGUCUUUGACCAGCAUCUUCAGGUUACACAGUUUGGACACAGUUCAAAGUUCUGGGGGUUUUUACGUAUAUGACAUGACAUUUGUUUUAAUAAUGUUACUUUGAAACACUGAGAGAAACAGUGCGUUUGUUAAGGGCCCCAGUGGUAUUUUGACAUGAUCUCCAAGCCAGACAGGUUUAGCAUGUAUGCUCAUCACUCAAGCAUGCAGCCUCAGAUAAUCACUGCAUCAACAUAGUCAUAUAGCAAAUUUUUAUAUUGGAAACUGUGAAUUGCUGAAAUGUCUUGGUGAAGUGCGACUGUGUGUGCUUGGUCUCAUUUCACAUUCAUGGUGUGUGACACCAGCGUCGACUUAACAUGUUUUCUAGUUUUUUCACCAUUAUCUUCACGGUGAAAUAGAAAAAAAAAAUGUCAAGGGGUACGGUAUCCGUUCCCAAGGCUAAGACACAGCUGUGAGUGUGAGCUGUCAGAUCUAAAUGACAGGAAUCAUCAUGAAUAGCUUUGUCAUCUCAUGAAAGCAGGGAACCCAGCUAUUUUUCUUGAAUUUUAGGUAAAAAUCAGGUUUGACUCCUAAAGGUUUCUGCUGUUGUUUGGUGUGGUUGGCUGGUGGUCUUGAGUUUUUGGAAGAAGUUCUCUGCAAAACCCCACGUACUAAACAGUCUUAACUGUAAAUGCUGUGGAGUCUGAAGGAGCUGUUUCAUCAAGUGUGUGUAUCGAACAAAUCUGCUCUCGAGUCCUGGACUGAAGUUGAGUUCAACCAAGCUCUGUUUUUUUUUACUCAUGUAAUAUCAGUACAUGCAAGCAAAAGUGCUAAACGUUUGUUGUUGUCUCUUUGAAAAAAUAAAUGGUGAUCUACUGUCAAAGGUGAUCUUUGAAAAAGUCAGAAGACUUAAUAAGAGUUUAGCGACAUUUCUUAUUGGUCUGAUGAUAUGUCUGGAAUCACCAGGCUUAUCAAACAAGCUGAGUUCCAAGCUCUAAAAUAUCCUCAAUUUGCUCAAUUUGUAGGGAUUUAUUAUCAGAUUUACACUCUUCUACACUCGUCUAUGUUGCCAUGAUACAAAGUUUGUAUACAAAAUAACGUAUAAUUGUAUUUUUCAUGCAAAACAAGUAAGAAGUUAAUGAAUUUCAAGUAACAACUUGGGAAAUUAAUCAUAAAGGUCUUACACAGUGUGAAGUCCUAGUGUCGGAUCAAAACCUCUUGACUGAGGAGCAAACAAACCCUUUACCAAAACACAUUAUUCAUUGAGUGCAAGUGAUAGGACAGUCUAUGGAUUGUUUUGUUUUUUUAAGAUUUGUUCGUGACUAUGAGUAUAUAAACUCAGAGCAGGAGAAAAUAUUGUUAAUGUGCCACCAGGCACGUAUUGUUCAGACAAACUGAGGCUUGGCUCAGUUGUGACUUCAAAUCUACUGGUUGUACAUGAGAGGCACAAACCUGAGGUACAACCUCACAACGGGAGGAUGGUCAAAACAGUCAAAUAGAUGCAUAUAUGCAAAUGAAGGAUAGUGUGUGUGUGUAUCAUGAUAGUGUGAAGUGUGCGUGUUUGUAUGUCAGAGAGAGAUUGCAGUGCAUGAAUGGUUCUCACUACCUACUGUAUAAAAUAGAUAUUUGAUGUUUUUUUUUAUUUUUAAUGUACUGUGUAAAGCAUCUCCUUAAAUGGCAGAAGGAGAAUAAAACACAAUUUUUUUGUAA
Scophthalmus maximus (turbot) is the source of this 4193-nucleotide messenger RNA. RefSeq names its product transmembrane anterior posterior transformation 1b (gene tapt1b). Bases 56 to 1771 code for a protein of 571 amino acids. The transcript has 14 exons. The record is from RefSeq and is a predicted model, not a curated record. NCBI's taxonomy places the organism in Eukaryota, Metazoa, Chordata, Actinopteri, Pleuronectiformes, Scophthalmidae. Gene Ontology annotation, biological process: maintenance of protein localization in endoplasmic reticulum; positive regulation of cilium assembly. Gene Ontology annotation, cellular component: endoplasmic reticulum membrane; ciliary basal body.